UGAGGACGCUGGUGUUUUCGCUAAAAGCUUUCAAAAUUCAACAUUUUAAACAUGAACAGUCGGGUACUGUUCCUGCUAGCUGGGUUACUAGCCGUGGCUAGUGGAGUGGUUCGUGAAGAUUGGUUCGAAACUCGUGUGGAUCAUUUCAACCCACGAAACCAGUAUACCUUCUCGAUGCGAUACUACGCCAAUGAUGAGCACGCAUACCGAAAUGGACCGAUAUUCGUCAUUGUUGGUGGAGACACGGCCAUCGAUCCAUGGUAUCUAACCGAAGGAUUGUUUUACGAUGUUGCCUACUUGGAAGGAGCAUACUUGUUCGCCAACGAGCAUCGUUAUUUUGGGCACAGUCUUCCAGUUUCUGAUGCAACUACGGAGAAUAUGGAUUUCCUAACCGUCGACCAAGCGCUGGCAGAUUUGGCAGAAUGGAUCAGUUAUCUGAAAACGACCGUUGUCGGAAAUCCAAGAGCAAAAGUAGUUCUGCUAGGAUACGGAUAUGGCGGAACCCUGGCCAACUAUUUCCACCAGUCGUAUCCUCAUCUGAGCAACGGAGUUUGGGUUUCCAGUGGACCUGCGGAAGCCAGUCUGACGCUUCCUUCCUUCUUUGAGGUGCUUGGAGAAAAUAUUAGAACUCACGGAAGUAGCGAUUGCUACAACACCAUUUUCAGUGGUUUCCUGGUAGCGCAAAAUCUUAUUGCCCUGGGUCAGGGUGAUGUUUUGACGGAGCUGUUCCAUCUGUGUGAACCUCUUGAUACCGAGAAUCCCUUGGAAACAACUGCUUUCCUGUUGGGUCUUCAAAUGGAUAUCCAGAGAGAUAUUUUGUUUUACCAAAAUACCGCAUCUACUUCGUAUAUGUGUGAACAAAUCGACGCUAACAGCACCGAUAAUAGCUUGCACGCUUUGAAGCUCUGGUUCGCCCGCGGACACCAAUUUGAAGAAUGUGUGAAACUUAGCUUCAGCGACUUCUUGGCGCCAUUUUUGGAUACUGACUUCAACACGGAUCAGCUACAGAGCGGAAAUCGCCAACGGCUGUACAUUCAGUGCACCUCCAGAGGCCUAUUCCCGACGACUGAUUCUCGAUACCAACCGUUCGGAAGUCAAAUCACAAUUGACUUCUACGUGGAAAUAUGUCGUGAGGCUUUCGGUGACUGGAUCGAUGAAGACUUCAUUCGAAGGCGCACUCAAAGCAUGAAUGUUCGCUUCGGUGGUCGCCGACCUCGCAUCGAAAAUGCUCACUUCACGCACGGAGGUUUAGAUCCGAAGAUUGGAUCGGGCAUUCUUGAAAAUGUUUCCGACAGUGCCAUCGCCACGAUUAUCCCGGAUACGUUCUCCUCUCCGGAUCUGGGUUCGAUCGACGAAGAAUUGGAUUCACCCGAAUUGAUCGCCGCUAAGGAACUGACUAGGACACUCAUUGACACUUGGAUAUUUAAGGAUUUCGAACCCAUACACGUGGAAGCAUAGACAAUAAGAUGGAUAGUUUGUUGAUGAUAGCUUUUGGGGCUGACAAACAAAAAUAUGUUUAUAUUUGUCGGUCCAAUGUAUUUAGUUCUUAAACAAGUUUUGAUUUAUGUCGCACCUAAAAAUAACGCAUUUAUCCUAACUAGUUAU
This is a messenger RNA of Malaya genurostris, 1605 nucleotides long. Its product is annotated as putative serine protease K12H4.7. The record is from RefSeq and is a predicted model, not a curated record. Bases 52 to 1458 code for a protein of 468 amino acids. Gene Ontology annotation, biological process: proteolysis. NCBI's taxonomy places the organism in Eukaryota, Metazoa, Arthropoda, Insecta, Diptera, Culicidae. Gene Ontology annotation, molecular function: serine-type exopeptidase activity; dipeptidyl-peptidase activity. The transcript is spliced from 2 exons.